AUGGCUGCUCAGGAACCGUCUCCACCAUCUUCCCUGGAAGGCGUCAGACCGGGCUUCCCAAAGAAAAUCCUGGCGAACAGCCUCGAAGACAAGCAUCUGUGCAACUCGUGCCACAAAGUCCUGAGAAGACCCCUGCAAGCUCAGUGCGGCCAUCGCUUCUGCUCCUUCUGCUUCAACAAGAUAGUGAGUUCCGGACCACAGAAAUGCGGUGCUUGCAUCAAAGAAGAUUUAUUUGAAGAACCCACCUCUAUCCUCAAGCUAGGUGGUGCUUUCCCUGAUAAUGCAGCUCGGAGAGAAGUGGAGUCCCUGGCAGCCCUCUGUCCCAAUGACGGAUGCACGUGGACGGGAACUAUCAAAGAAUUUGAGGCGAGUCAUGAGGGCAACUGUGACUUCAUGAUCAUCCUGUGUCCUUCCUGUAAAGAGCUGAUGAGAGCCAACGAACAGGAACGCCACAACGAGAGAGAAUGUCCAGAAAGGACACUCAACUGCAAAUACUGCAAAGAACCCUUCCUGUUGAAGAACAUCAAGGCUCAUGACGAAAUCUGUCCAAAGUACCCGAUGAUUUGUGAAGGUUGUGCAAAGAAAAAGAUCCCCAGAGAAAAGUAUGUGGACCAUAUUAAGUUCUGCAGUAAAUGUAAAGCUCCAUGCAGAUUUCAUGUUGUUGGCUGCAAUACGUCAGUGGAGAAAGAGAAGAUUCAUGAGCAUGAACGGCAGUGUUCCUAUGAACACCUCAACCUGCUCCUGCAUUUCAUCAUGGGCAUCAAGCUACAGCUCCAGAGCGAAAAGACCAAGGUGUCAGAGCUGAGCCGGCGCUGCCAGGAACUGGAGCUCAAAGUGAGCACGUUUGAGAACAUUGUCUGCGUCCUCAACCGAGAGAUGGAGCGCUCCUGCACCGCCAUGGAGGCCUACAAUCGGCAACACCGCCUGGACCAGGACAAGAUAGAGAUCCUCAACAACAAGGUUCGUCAGCUGGAGAGGACUGUGAGUCUUAGAGACCUGUCCAUCGUGGAGAUGGAGGGGAAAAUGAGAGAGAUGUCUGCUGCUACGUAUGAUGGCAUCUUUGUCUGGAAGAUCUCGGAAUUCACCAAGAAGAGGCAGGAUGCUGUGGCUGGCCGUGCCCCUGCCAUGUUCUCUCCUGCCUUUUAUACCAGUAAAUACGGCUACAAGAUGUGCUUGCGGAUAUACCUGAACGGUGAUGGGACAGGCCGAGGGACCCACUUGUCUCUGUUCUUUGUGGUGAUGAGAGGACACAGCGAUGCACUCCUGAAGUGGCCUUUUAAUCAGAAGGUCACCCUAAUGCUGCUUGACCAGAACAACAGAGAGCACAUAAUUGAUGCCUUCCGGCCCGACGUCUCCUCCUCGUCCUUCCAGAGGCCCGUCAGUGAUAUGAACAUCGCCAGCGGCUGUCCGCUCUUCUGUUCGCUCUCCAAACUGGACUCUAAAAACUCCCACAUACGCGAUGACAGCAUCUUCAUCAAGGCCAUCGUUGACCUCACAGGACUCUAG
Messenger RNA from Limanda limanda (common dab), 1506 nucleotides. RefSeq names its product TNF receptor-associated factor 2-like. NCBI's taxonomy places the organism in Eukaryota, Metazoa, Chordata, Actinopteri, Pleuronectiformes, Pleuronectidae. The transcript has 11 exons. The coding region runs from base 1 to 1506 and encodes 501 amino acids. Gene Ontology annotation, molecular function: ubiquitin-protein transferase activity; tumor necrosis factor receptor binding; zinc ion binding. Gene Ontology annotation, biological process: protein K63-linked ubiquitination; positive regulation of canonical NF-kappaB signal transduction; regulation of apoptotic process. The record is from RefSeq and is a predicted model, not a curated record. Gene Ontology annotation, cellular component: cytosol; cytoplasmic side of plasma membrane; plasma membrane signaling receptor complex.